AGCUGUUGGUUUGGCAAAGGAAGGUAUUGGAGAGAAAGAGUAGAAGGGGGAGAGACGAGAGAGAGAGAGAGAGAGAGAUGGGGAGGCUAUUUGUGGUGACUCUUCAGGGCAAGAUCUACCGCUGCAAGCACUGCAAUACCCAUCUAGCUCUCUAUGAAGACAUCGUUUCCAAGUCUUUCCACUGCAGGCAUGGCAAGGCUUAUCUCUUCAGUAAGGUCACGAAUGUCACUGUUGGAGAGAAAGAAGAAAGAGUGAUGACGACAGGAUUGCACACUGUUGCUGACAUUUUUUGCGUUGGUUGCGGUUCGAUAGUGGGGUGGAAAUAUGAGACUGCGCAUGAAAACCAAAAGUACAAAGAAGGAAAAUCAGUCCUUGAGCGGUUUAAGAUUUUAGGCCCAGAUGGAAGCAGCUAUUGGUUUGGUCGUGAAGCAUAUAUUGGUGGAAGUGAUGCGGAUGAUGUUUGAUGACUCUUAUUCCAACCGUACAUUCUUCGUCUCCCAGUUUUCUUAUUGAACUAGUGGAUUCUUGAAUUGGGGAUUCUCUCAAUUCAGCUGCUUCACCAAGCCAAAAUAACAUGUAACAAACACUCUGUCUAUUGUUCAUACUGAUUUUAGUGGAUGUCCAAACUUAUAUUGAAAUAUCUAUCUCAUAAAAUCUGUGGCUAUUGAAAAUUUGGACGGAAAAUUUAUCAUACAA
Molecule: messenger RNA, 696 nt
Organism: Diospyros lotus (date-plum)
Lineage: Eukaryota; Viridiplantae; Streptophyta; Magnoliopsida; Ericales; Ebenaceae
Product: protein yippee-like
Exons: 5
Coding region: 78-464 (128 amino acids)
Cellular component (GO): ubiquitin ligase complex
Source: RefSeq, a predicted model, not a curated record